AUGCGUGAACCUGGAAAAGCAGGCGGGUCAGAGCCAGGCUGGGACCACCUGCCAGGCACCAGAGGAUGUUCUCUACGUACGACCAUGGCGCUUAGGAAAAUCAACUACCUUCUCGUCUCCUGCCUCAGUUGCUCCGUGCUCAUCUCGAUAAAAAACUCCUUUUGCAAUAAAAACGACACCAGGUGCCUCUCGAAUUCUUGCCAAGACAAUUCUACAUGCAAGAGUUUUUCAAAAGACAAUAGUUGCCGUUGUUCGGACACAGCCAGUAACCCGGACGAAGGCUGUGACACCGUGGAAGACCCUUGUCUCUCCGGCCCCUGUCAGGGAAAGGCCACUUGUGUGAGCUCCCCGGGAGAAAGGGGCUUCCAGUGCGAAUGUCCCCCUGGGUACGGAGGGACGGCCUGUGAAGCCACCGCGGGUCCCUGCGGCGAGGACUCCUGUCAGCACGGGGGCAUUUGCCGUCAGGACCCCGCUGCCCCCGUGUGCCUCUGCCCUGCCGGGUUCGCUGGAACAUUCUGCGAGCUAGACCUCGACGAGUGUGCCUCCAGCCCCUGCCGCCACGGGGCCGUGUGCCAGGACGGCGUCAGUGGCUUCUCCUGCUUCUGUGUCCCCGGGUACCAGGGCAGCCUGUGCGACCGGGAGGUGGACGAGUGUGUGUCGGGGCCCUGCCAGAACCAGGCCACCUGCGUCAACGAGGUCGGAAGAUACAGCUGUGUCUGUCCCCACGCUUACUCUGGUGUAAAUUGUGAGCUGGAAAUUGACGAAUGCUGGUCCCAGCCCUGUUUAAACGGUGCAACUUGCCGGGAUGCCGUGGGGUCUUAUUCCUGCGACUGUGCCCCUGGGUUCCUGGGGGGCCACUGCGAGCUCGACGCUGACGAGUGUGCCAGUGAGCCCUGUCUCCACGGGGGACUGUGUGUGGAUGCAGCAAACAGAUACAGCUGUAACUGCGCGGGCAGCGGAUACACAGGAGCGCGCUGUGAGACCCCGAUGCCUCUUUGCUGGUCCGAACCCUGUCACAACAAUGCUACGUGUGAGGACCGUGUUGGCAAUUACACUUGUCACUGCUGGCCCGGGUACACGGGGGCCCAGUGUGAGACCCACGUCCCCGAAUGCAGCAGCGGCCCCUGCCAGGCCGGGGGCCAGUGCGUGGAGCUGUCCUCGGAGGAGCAACACGGGCGCGUGGCCGGGCUGCCCUCGUCACUCGGCCACCCCGAAGCCGCAGGCUACGUCUGCAUCUGUCCCCCGGGACUCACAGGAAUCCACUGUGAAGAAGACAUCAACGAAUGCUCUUCAAGCCCUUGCCAGAAUGGUGGCACUUGUGAGAACCUGCCUGGGAAUUACACCUGCCACUGCCCCUUUGAUGGCCUUUCUAGAACAUUCUAUGGAGGCAGGGACUGUUCUGACAUCCUCCUGGGCUGUGCCCACCACCCCUGUCUGCACGACGGCACGUGCGUCCCUCACUUGCACGACGGCCAGCACGGCUUCCGCUGCCUGUGUCCCCCUGGCUUCGCCGGGCCCUCGUGCGAGGCCGUCACUACACUUGCAUUUGGGGGCAGCGGCUUCCUGCGGGUGACGACCAGCUCGGUGACAACCCCGGGCCCGGCGUGUAGCGUGGCCCUCCGGUUCCAGACCGUCCAGCCGACGGCGCUGCUGCUCGUCCGGGGCCGCGGGGACGCGGCGGUGCGGUUGGAGCUGCUGAGAGGCCACGUCCACCUGUCGGUUGGGGCCGGGGACCGGCCGGACGUGCUUCUGUCCCUGCCCCACAGCACCAGCGACGGACAGUGGCAUUCCGUGGAGGUCACGGUGGCAGAGGCCGUGACCCUGCGCUUGGCGGACGACUCCUGCGCGGCGCGGUGCGAGGCUGCGGCGCCGUCCCCGUCCCCCGGCGGCCGCUCGGCGUGCGCGGCGCGGGGCGCCCUGCUGGGGGGGCUGCCGGGGGCGACAGGCGACGCCCGUGUCGUGCCGUUCGUGGGCUGCCUCCGGGACGUCAGGCUGGACGGGAGCCACGUCACCCUGGAGAACGGCUCGUCCCGCGACGUCAGGGCCGGCUGCGCCAGGCGGGACUGGUGCCGAGGCCGCCCGUGCGGGGGCCGGGGGCGCUGCGUGAACCUGUGGCUGGGCCGGCGGUGCGACUGUCCCCGGCCCUACGCGGGCCCCGGCUGCCUGCGAGAGUACGUGGCAGGCAGAUUCGGCCACGAGGACUCCACCGGCUACGCUGCCUUCACGCUUGGUGACAGCCACGAGGAGAACAUCAGCCUGUCCAUGUUUGUCCGGACCCGCCGACCGUCCGGCUUGCUUCUCGCUUUGGAAAACAGAACUCACCAGUUCAUCCGUGUCUGGAUAGAGCGCGGGAGACUGGCAGUGCUGGCUCCAGGCUCCCCCAAACUGGUAGUGGAAUUUGUCAUUAGUGAUGGAAAUGUCCACUUGAUAUCUUUGAAAAUCGAGCCAAGUAAAAUUGAACUCUAUCAGUCUUCACAAAACCUGGGAUUUAUUUCUGCUCCUACCUGGAGAAUCCAGAGGGGAGAUGUCCUCUACAUCGGCGGCCUACCUGACAAGCAGGAGACCGAAGUGAGUGGUGGGUUUUUCAAAGGCUGUAUCCAAGAUAUAAGACUGAACGACCAAACCCUGGAAUUGUUCCCAAAUUCAACAAAUAAUGCAUCUCUCAAUUCAAUUCUUGUUAACGUGACCAAAGGCUGUCCCGGAGACAAUAUGUGUAAGGCCACGCCCUGUCUCAAUGGAGGCGUCUGCCACACGCUAUGGGACGACUUCUCCUGCUCCUGCCCCGCACACGCGGCCGGGAGGGCCUGCGAGGAAGCCCGGUGGUGCGGACUCAGCCCCUGUCCCCCCGCAGCGCAGUGCCAGCCGGUGCCCCAGGGAUUUGAAUGUAUUGCAAAUGCCGUUUUCGAUGGACAAAGCAGUGAAGUAUUAUUCAGAAGCAAUGGGAAGAUCACCAGGGAACUCACCAAUAUCACAUUUGGUUUCAGAACCAGGGACGCAAAUGUGAUGCUACUGCGUGCAGAAAAAGAGCCUGAAUUUCUUAACAUUAGCAUUCGAGAUUCCAGAUUAUUCUUUCAGCUGCGAAGUGGCAACAGCUUCUAUGUGCUGCGUCUGACGAGUGUGCAGUCCGUGAACGACGGCACGUGGCACGAGGUGACGUUUUCCAUGACAGACCCGCUGGCCCAGGCCUCCCGGUGGCAAAUGGAAGUGGACGACCAGACACCCCCUGUGACCAGCGCGACUGCGACCGGGAGCCUCGGGUUUCUGAAGGACGACACGGACAUCCACGUGGGUGGCCAAGCCACUGCCAGCACCAGGGGCCUGGAGGGGUGUCUGAGCACGAUAGCAAUCGGAGGCAUAUUUCUCCCUUACUUUGGAAAUGUUCGUGGUUUCGCUGAUAAACCUCAGGAAGAGCAAUUUCUCCAAAUCUCUGCGCAUUCGGUGGCUACCGGGUGUUUGCAGCGGGAUGGCUGCGCCUCCGGCCCCUGUCUGCAGGGAGGGAGCUGCGAAGACACCUACAGCUCUUACCGCUGCUCUUGUCCUCGGGGACGGUCAGGGACGCACUGCGAGCUCCACGCCGACGACUGCUCCUCAGACCCCUGUAUCCAUGGCAACUGCUCGGCCGGAGCGGCGGGCUCCCGCUGCAGGUGUGAGCCCGGGUACACCGGUGUGAACUGUGAGGUGCAGGUAGACCAUUGCCAGGGUCACCAGUGUGCAAACGGGGCCACCUGCGUUGGCGGCGUCAAUGGCUAUUCCUGCCUCUGUUUGGGAAAUUUUACGGGGAAAUUUUGCAGACAGAGCCGAUUGCCCGAGACAGUCUGUGGGAACCAGCACGCAAACCUCACGUGCCACAACGGCGGCAGCUGCGCGGAGCUGCGGGCCGGGCUGCGGUGCGUGUGCCGGGCCGGCUUCGCGGGAGAGCGGUGUGAAGAGGACGUGGACGAGUGCGCCUCGGACCCCUGCCUCCACGGGGGCCGGUGCCGCGACCUGCCCGGCGGGUUCCAGUGCCUGUGCCCCGCGGCCUUCGCCGGCCCGCGCUGCGAGCUGGACCUGGCGGCCGGCCUGCUCUCGGGCGUCUUCACAGCCGUGGGCUCGGCGACCCUGGUCUCGCUGCUGCUGCUGCUCCUGGCCGUGGCCGCCUCGGCCGCCUCCAGCAGGAGAGCCACGCAGGGGACCUACAGCCCCCGCCGGCAGGAGAGGGACGGGCCCCGCGUGGAGAUGGGCAGCCUGGCGCCGGCCCCUGCCGUGGAGAGGCUGCUCUAG
Molecule: messenger RNA, 4260 nt
Organism: Lemur catta (Ring-tailed lemur)
Lineage: Eukaryota; Metazoa; Chordata; Mammalia; Primates; Lemuridae
Gene: CRB1
Product: crumbs cell polarity complex component 1
Exons: 13
Coding region: 1-4260 (1419 amino acids)
Biological process (GO): heterophilic cell-cell adhesion; establishment or maintenance of epithelial cell apical/basal polarity
Cellular component (GO): plasma membrane; protein-containing complex
Molecular function (GO): calcium ion binding
Source: RefSeq, a predicted model, not a curated record